AAGCCCAAGAGUAGCAAGGUCUCUGCUCUUUCUCUCCCCUCAGAACCCUAGGUGCUGGCAUCAUUCUGCCUAUAUGACAGUAAAAUAGACUUACAAUGUUUGAUGUCCAGAAAAAAAUAUCUUACUCAGUCUUUGCUUUGCAAAUCAAUCUUAUUUGCUCUGUUUAAUAUUUACCAGUAGACAUUAACUUAAUACUACCCAGCAGAACAAAGAAUAGGGAAGAAGCACCGUGAAAGAGAGGUCCAGCACUAACUGUUCAGAAGGAAGAUGAAGUCUGCAUUGUGUUUGUGUUUGUUGCUUCUUGGACUUCAAGUCCAGGGUCAACAUAGGUCCAACCUCAAUGAUGAACAGCAGGAACAAAAAAUACCCCAUUCCCCAGAAGACCAUUCCCAGGCUGAAGAUGAAAACUUGGCUCAUGUCAAGAUAGCCCCCAGCAACACUGACUUCGCAUUUAGGUUUUACAAGCAGGUCAGAGAGGAAGCAGGCAACAAGAACAUUUUCUUCUCUCCUUUGAGCAUCUCCACUGCCUUUGCAAUGCUCUCUCUGGGGGCCAGAUCAAACACACUUGGUCAGCUGCACAAAGGCCUUGCCUUCAACCUGACAGAGAUAGAGGAGCAGGAGAUCCAUGAGCGAUUUCAGUGCAUCCUCCAGCUGCUGAACGACCCUCACCGAGAAGUCCAGUUGAGCACGGGCAAUGCCCUGUUCAUAGACGAUCGAAUGAAACUGCUCCAAAAAUUUUUGGAUGAUGUCACAAUUUUUUAUUAUUCUGAAGCUAUUUCUAGUAACUUCCAGAAUUCUUCAGAGGCUAUAAAGGAAAUCAAUAACUACAUAGAUAAAAAAACCCAUGGGAAAAUUGUUCCUUUACUCAAGAAACUUUCUUCAGACACCAAGAUGAUUCUGGUUAACUACAUUUUCUUUAAAGGCUACUGGGAAAAACCUUUCAAAAAUUUGGACACCAGAGAUGAUGACUUCUUUUUGGAUGCCAAGUAUUCUGUUAAGGUCAAAAUGAUGCAUCAAAAGGAUGUCUUUAAUAUCCAUAGGGAUGAGAAGUUGUCUUGCUGGGUAGUAGAAAUCCCAUACAAAGGAAAUGCUGCUGCAUUGUUUGUUCUGCCUGAUGAAGGGAUGAUGAAGCAGGUGGAGGAUACUCUGCUAAAAGAAACAGUGUUUAACUGGAUGCAAUCACUUGAAGAAAGAAACAUCUACGUGGAUCUUCCAAAAUUCUCCAUGUCUGGCUCCUAUGAUGUUAAGGGCCUGUUUCAGAAAAUGGGUGUGACAGAGGCGUUCAGUAACCAGGCUGAUUUCUCUGGAAUGGUAGAAAAAAUCCCUCUGAGCGUUUCCAAAGCGAUUCACAAGGCUAUGGUGGAUGUCAGUGAAAACGGCACAGAAGCUGCUGGAGUGACCAUGAUAGAACUGACACUAUUGUCUGCAGGGUUUCCUCCUCCUCCUCACAUCAGAUUCAACAGGCCCUUCCUGAUGAUGAUUGUUGACAAAACCAGCCAUGGCAUCCUCUUCAUGGGGAAAAUUGUGAACCCAGCUGCUAAGGAAGACUAGGCCAGAGCACUUGUACUCCCCAGUGCAGAGGAGAGAGCUUGUGCACUUCCCAGAGACUUCUUUGCAUAAAGGGCCUAGAAUAGAUCCCUAAUUAACAAGUAAAUAAAUAAAUAUUA
Messenger RNA from Harpia harpyja (harpy eagle), 1667 nucleotides. RefSeq names its product alpha-1-antitrypsin-like. The record is from RefSeq and is a predicted model, not a curated record. Gene Ontology annotation, biological process: negative regulation of endopeptidase activity. The transcript has 5 exons. Gene Ontology annotation, molecular function: serine-type endopeptidase inhibitor activity. The coding region runs from base 268 to 1551 and encodes 427 amino acids. NCBI's taxonomy places the organism in Eukaryota, Metazoa, Chordata, Aves, Accipitriformes, Accipitridae.